AAGGACGGGGCAAUGCAUCAGCUGCUCAUCGUCUACCGCCCGUUUGUGAUCGAAAUCUUCCUGGACGACACGAGGAGCCCCAAGAUAAGACACGACCUGGACCUCCGAUCUCACAUCUCCUCCUACGUCUGCAGCGCUGGCCCGAAGCAAGGAGCUGCAUGCAAGUGCGACGGCGGGGCAGUCUGUGGAGGAGCCGUGGACACAGUCACCUGCCUCGCCUACUCGUGCGUCAAGGACGGGAAAGCGUGGAUCGGUUUCACCUCCUCCACGGGAGAUGCAUACAGCGUACACGAGGUGCUGAGUUGGAACUUCCAGAACUUCGGUCAGAGCGGGGGGGUGGACACGUUCGGGUUCAACCUCUACAGCCAGCUGGGACUGGGGGACGCAGUCAACAAGGAUCUUCCUAACCUUAUCACGUCCCUCGACGGAGUUGUCAUCCUCGACUUUGACGCGGGGGCCUACCACAGCAUCGCCGUCACCACGUCAGGGGACGUGUACACGUGGGGGGCGAACAACCUGGGACAGCUCGGGCAGGGCGAUCUCUCGAUUAGGACGACCCCCACCAGGCCCACCCAGGUAACGGCGAGGGAGGAUCAUAACCUGCUGAUCAUGAGCGACGGCACGCUGCUGGUGUGGGGUUCCAACUACUACGGCGAGCUGGGAAAGGGCGAUCAUAUCUUCAGCGACGCUCCCACCAAGGUC
Messenger RNA from Guillardia theta CCMP2712, 702 nucleotides. RefSeq lists its product as hypothetical. The record is from RefSeq and is a predicted model, not a curated record. Lineage: Eukaryota; Cryptophyceae; Pyrenomonadales; Geminigeraceae. The annotation marks the transcript as partial. The transcript has 2 exons.